UUUCCCAAACUGCGAUACGUACACACGCCAUCCACGCAGAGACUGAGAACUAUGCCUUAAGGAAUGAGGAGUUUUUCAUCUUAUUCCACUGCCAGGUUGCCUUUUAAAACAUGUAAGGAUUUCAAAAAGCCUUUUAAAAAUGUCGCAAACGGCCUCGAUGCGGAUAAUCUGUAUUUUUUAUCUACCGAACCGGACGUGAUUUGUCAAGUUUCUUACUUGAAACGAGGCAGGAAGGAAUCGGGACAACUUUCUUCGCGAGGACUUUCAUUGCCAGCGCUGCUUGGGAAAAGAGCGCGUGAUUGUGUACAUUUUCCAAACGGGGCUCCAGGAAGGACUUUCUGAUCCGUGCAGGCUUUUCGGGGAGAUACUGUGGGGUGGUAGCGUGAAUGCCCUGUGUUGGCACUGAGGGAUGCCAGCAUGCCCUCGCUGAUUCUCUCCCAUCUGCUCCUCAUCUGGCUCGCGCUCCAGCGGCUGGCUCUGUGCGGCGAGCGCGCGUCCACUCGCGAGCGCUUCAAAGUGGUCAUCGCGCCACUCAUCUGCAAACGGACGUGUCUGAAGGGCCAGUGUCAGGACACCUGCGAGCAGGGCAACAACACGACUCUCAUCGGUGAAAACGGACAGUCGGCGGACACACUGACCGGGCCAGGCUUCAGAGUCGUGGUGUGUCCUCUAACCUGUAUGAAUGGAGGAGUAUGCAGUACCCGCACACACUGUCUCUGUCCACCAGGCUUCACGGGACGCCUCUGCCAGUUCCCACUUCGGACUCAAGCUUCUCGUGGCAACAAGCAGCCUUUAUACACCCUGCAGGUGAUGCCUGAGACCAAGAGUCUGUUAGAGCCAGGUGGUACAGGUGGGCGGCAGCAGAUGACACAGACACACUCUGUGUUCACUCUACAAGGCACUGGACAUCACUCUUCUGAAGUGCAGGUCAAUGUUCGUGUUGUUCACACGCCGGACACUUCAGUUGUCAUCCAUUCUCUCGACCAAUCAGAGAGCAAGCCUCACAGUGCCAAGACAGUGACCCGCCUCCCUCCACCAACACAUAAGCCCAAGGGGAGGUGCUUCCAGGAAACCACACCCAAACAGGCUUGUAGUAGUAACCCUCUCCCCGGCCUGACCAAUCAGGAAGACUGCUGUGGCAGUGUGGGUAAUUCAUGGGGCCAAAAUAAAUGUUACAAAUGCCCAUCACUACCUUAUGCUGGGAAACACCAGACUAUAGUAGAGGACUUUGGCUCCACGUGCCCUCAGGGAUACAAGAGACUCAACAACACUCACUGCCAAGACAUAAAUGAAUGUAUGAUGCAGGGGCUGUGUCAGAAUGGAGAAUGUUUAAACACACAGGGAAGUUUCCGCUGCACUUGCAAUCCUGGUUAUGUCCUGGCAGAAAGGACACGCUGUGUUGAUCUUUUUACUCUCUUAGCAUCAACAGCAACUGUCGAGCAGGGGCUCUGUUAUCGGAUGGUUACAGAAGCAGGGAAAUGCGAGCAUGCUUUUCCAACACACUUUACCCAGGAGCUAUGUUGUUGCACUGUGGGUAAAGCAUGGGGAAGCAAUUGUGAGAGGUGCCCACAGGAUGGGACAGCUUCCUUUAAUAAGAUCUGUCCAGCGGGGAAGGGGAUGUCUUUCCUGACCUAUCAUGGCACUCUGUCCAUUCAGCCCCUUCUGACCAGUAUUGAACACUUUAAUCCUGACACUGAGGUCAAGCCUCCGGAAGUCCCAAUUCAGACAACCACGCCCAUGCUGCCCUCUACAAUCAGCACGCACGUGCCUCGCCACCCAGUCAUUGUGGCCAGGCCAACAACUCCUCCCAUAGUCCAUGUGCCUCCAGAGAGUGAUUCACAUGAAUUGGCCCAGACGCAGGUCUCACCAAUGGAUGACUGCAAGCUGAACAGGAAUAUAUGUGGUCAUGGAGAGUGUGUGAACACACAGAAUGGUUACAUGUGUCACUGUUACCCUGGAUAUCAACCACAUGCACAAGGAAAGAGUUGUGUGGAUGAAAAUGAAUGUGACAUGGAGCCAUGUGGUAGAGGUACCUGCUUUAACACCGUGGGUUCCUACAGAUGCAACUGUCACCCUGGCUACAAACUGGUGGUGCAUCAUGGGAAACGCAGAUGUAUUGAUAUAAACGAGUGCUCUAAGCCCGAUAUCUGUGGAGUUGGAGGGCAUUGCACAAAUAUACCUGGCUCCUAUAAGUGUGAGUGUCUGCCGGGCUUCCGAAGCAAAUCCCGCAGACAGCCUUUCUGUGAAGAUAUUAAUGAAUGUUCAGACCCAAGCACCUGUCCUAAUGAACAGUGUGAGAAUACUGUUGGAUCCUAUGAGUGUAUACCCUGUCAACCUGGAUACCAAGCACAGGGAGGAGUGUGUUAUGAUGUCAACGAGUGUCAGAAGCGUGGUGUGUGUCUGAACGGCCUUUGUGAGAACUUGAUAGGAUCUUAUCGAUGUUUGUGUAAUGAAGGCUUCCUGCCUGAGGCUGACAGCAAAGGAUGCAGAGACAUCAAUGAGUGUCAGGAUAACCGUCUGUGUGCUAAUGGUCACUGCAUCAACACUGAGGGGUCGUUCCGCUGCCAGUGUUACUCUGGUUACCAGCCUACACAAGAGGGAAGCCACUGUGAAGAUAUUGAUGAGUGUGAGCGUGCUUCCAACUGCCAGCGAGGACAGUGUUUCAACACGAUGGGCUCGUACCGCUGUGAGUGCCAGAAAGGAUACAGGCUCUACGGUGGGCGCCGGUGCCAGGAUAUAGAUGAGUGUGCUGAGGAAAGGAGUCUGUGUCAGCCCCACGGCGUGUGUGAGAACAGACCGGGUGGAUAUGUGUGCGUGUGCAACGAUGGUUUUAAACUGUCUGAAGAUGAACACAGCUGUGAAGAGGUUGAGAUUAGGAACGAUAAGAAGGAGUGCUACCUAAACCUGGAUGACACGGUCUUCUGUGAUAGCGUCCUGGCAACCAACGUGACUAAGCAGGAGUGCUGCUGCUCGAUCGGUGUGGGAUGGGGCGAUCACUGUGAGAUCUACCCCUGUCCCGUCUACCGCUCAGCGGAGUAUCACUCUCUGUGUCCAGAUGGCAGAGGAUUUUACCAUGAGGAGGGAAAGAUGGAGUUUGGAUUGCCUUUGCAAGAUAUUGAUGAGUGUGUAUUGUUCUCUAAUGAGAUCUGUAAGGAGGGACGCUGUAUGAACACACAGCCUGGCUUUGAAUGCUACUGCCAACAGGGAUUUUACUAUGACAGCAAUCUACUGGAAUGUAUCGAUGUGGAUGAAUGUCAUGACGAGUCCCUGUGUAAUAAUGGACAUUGUGUGAACACUCGUGGCUCGUUUUACUGCACUUGCAGCUCACCCUGGGUCCCUGAUGCCUUACACAAGAAGUGUGUCUUUCCCACAGUUAUAGGUGUGGAUGAAUGUCAGGACCCUGCUAACUGCAAAAAUGGCCACUGUGUAAACACCCAAGAUUCCUAUUAUUGCAUCUGCACUCCUCCCUGGAUUCUGGCAACCGACCGCAACAGCUGUGUCACACCUGAGGAGCAGGUAACGGGUGUGUCUGUGGUGCACCUUUCAGAUGUGAAUGAGUGUGAGGAUCCCUCCUACUGUAGGAACGGGAGAUGUGUCAACACUCCCGGCUCCUUUCACUGCAUUUGCAAGCAGCCACACACCUUCAGUGCAGCCCUCAAGCAAUGCGUCUAUGAUGACCGCACGGCAGCACAUAAGGACAUAUGUUUCCAGGAGGUUGAUGAGGAUCUUAUGUGCACUAUGCCGCGAAAUGAGCUAACGGUGACGUACUCUGAGUGCUGCUGUCACUACGGUCGAGGCUGGGGACCAGAGUGCCGGACCUGUCCUAAUAGAAAUUCAGUGCUUUUUAACAGGUUGUGUGAGAUGCACUUGGAGACUGAAUCUGAUGGAGAGGGGGACUUCCUGGCAACUUUCUCCAGUUACAACCCAGAGCGAGACAGUUCAGAGGAAGACUCAGACGAGUGUAGCUGUGCUAAUGGACGGUGCGAGCGCUCCUAUCUGGGUACGAUGUGUGACUGCAAUACUGGAUUUGUACUGGACCACUCACGAACACGGUGUAUAGAUAUUGAUGAGUGUGCGGGCCGAGGGACAGGGCAGAGCCCCUGUAAGAAUGCACGCUGUAUUAACACCCCUGGUUCAUUCAAAUGUCACUGUAAGGUUGGGUUUGUAGCGGCACGCCGACCAAACGUGUGUAUACGUGCCAGGGUUCAAUAACAGCACUACGGCUGAUCCUCACAGCUGAACAUUUCUACAGGCCACACUCUCUCUCGUGUACAUACAGAAAUAUGCAUAUGGCACCGCUAAUACACAUCAUCAAAUCAAGUAUAUCUGCAAUUAUGAACACUCACCCAUAAACACUCAAAAAAGCAUUUCAUGUUUCACAUUCUCAAUUCCUGGUAAUUAUUCUAUAUUGGGAAUUAAUCAUUAACGUCUUUGUUUUGCUUUUAUUGUGUAGCCUGCUUUUAUUCAUAUCUGUUUGCACCCAUUUGACAAUGUGUUUGUUGUUGGAUGAGGGAUUGUCAUUGGAUGCAAUGUAUCUUUUAACUUAAGUGGAUUCAUUUUUUUGUAAUUAUGUUGCUGCUUGGCACGUUUUAUCAUAGCUCACCAUUUUGUUAAAUAUUGUGUUUUUGCUGUGUUCAUUUUUUUUUUUUUUUUUUUUUUUUUUUUGAUUUACGUUUGCAAGACUUUAAAGUGUUUUUUCUGCCUUCUUCCAGACAGUUUGACAUCAAUGAUCAUUUUUGUAAUAUUCCUUUGUUUGUAUUGAUGUCUGUUAAUUGUUCACCAUUGAUAGUGUUUUGUUCUAAUAAUUUGCUUUGUACAUUGUUUUCUUUAUUUGAUCAUGCAACCGUUGUCAUCUUUCUUUGGUUGCACUGAGCACAUUUUUGUUUUUAUAUGAAGUUAGUCAUCGACAGAUGGCAGUGGUGAUUUGGUUUUCUAAACCAUUUAAAUUGUGCAAAAUGUUCUUCUGAAACAGAAUGACUUUUUUUUCUUUAAUACUUUUUGCUUUCUUGAUGAGACAGAACUGUGAGGUUAUUUUUCACAGAAAAAAAUAGACCUAAUAACUACAUAAGUGCGUUUACCAAAGAAAUGAAACAUAAAUUAAUAAACGAGAAUAAAAAGACGUCAAACUCUC
Molecule: messenger RNA, 5131 nt
Organism: Carassius auratus (goldfish)
Lineage: Eukaryota; Metazoa; Chordata; Actinopteri; Cypriniformes; Cyprinidae
Product: latent-transforming growth factor beta-binding protein 3-like
Exons: 30
Coding region: 418-4212 (1264 amino acids)
Molecular function (GO): calcium ion binding
Source: RefSeq, a predicted model, not a curated record